Molecule: messenger RNA, 2445 nt
Organism: Closterium sp. Naga37s-1
Lineage: Eukaryota; Viridiplantae; Streptophyta; Zygnematophyceae; Desmidiales; Closteriaceae
Source: the annotation of a GenBank genome assembly
AUGGUGUUGGCGCGUAGUCUCGGUACCGUGAUGGCGUAUAACGGGGAUGAGAGGAACCCGAACCACUGGUGGAAAAUAGAGGAGCUGUCUCCGUCAGCAGUGUAUUACGUCGGACCUUGGGAGUACAUACGGAAUCGCCGGAGCGGCAAGGUGCUGCAGCACUCGCAUCAGCAGCCGUUGACGGAUUCCGUCAAGCGUGGCAGCCCCGUCGCUACUACUAGUACCAAUACUGUACAGUCUAACUCAGUCAAAGCAGUAGAGCCGAUUCCCGAUGACGUCACCCAGCAGUGGCGGCGGGUUGCCGUGUCAGAGGGCUACACGUGCCUCCAGAAUCGCGCCUCCGGCUCUCUGCUCACCACCAUGAUGACUCCUCACGCGCCUCUGAACUCCUCCCUGCUCACCAUUGGCGGUGCUACAAGUGGAACCGAAUCAUACAGUAACGCAGCUGCAUCACGGGCAACAGCAGUGCCAGUGGAAGCACAGGCGAGGGACAACGAGGUGACUCGCGAGGGCAAUCAAUGGCUGCUGGCGGAAAUCAAUGGUUUGGAGAUCUUCACGCUGCAGAGCCGCCACGGGGGAGCGUUUCUCGAGAACACGUGCGGGGAGAAGGUGCGAGGAAGCUUGGGGGCGGUGGAGGCGAGCACGUGCUGCCAGUGGGCCGCCAUCCGCGCGGAUGCUGUUGAUGACGUGGCCAAGGCAACAGUGGAUGACGUGGUGGGAUCCCCACCAGAGCUUUUCAAAGCGCCUCGCCAGUCCAAAGCGGUGCUUCUUGAGGCGCCUAAACAAUCUACGCUGGGGCUUGCACUUGGUAAAUCCGCACCUCUGCCGCCCGUGCUGCCACUCUCGCCGCCAGCCUUGCUGCCUAACAACUCGACACCGACGACGCCCACCAAACGUGAACCCUCAUCAUCAUCACCAUCAGCAGAAUCCGGCCUGUCCCAGCUGCCACAUGUGAUGCCGAAACUCCUGUGUAACCCGACAGAAAGGGCGGUUGAAGCGGGGUCAGAGUUGGCGGACAAGGGGAUUGACGGCGAGCGCUACUCCACCACGGCUCUACCCGUGCUGCUCCCCUGGACCUACCUCCGCAACCGAGUCACCGGCAUGGCCCUUGCUGCGCAUGCGAGCGGCAGCGUGGAGGCGCGGGAGUUUGAAGGCGGCAGCCUGCAGCAGCAGUGGCGCGCUGUGAGUGUGGGCGUGGUGGCAGCAGCACCAGCCGUGUGCUACUUCUUCCUCCAGAACCGCGCCUCUGGGUUCGUUCUGAGCCACUCCUGGUGGGGCAGCCACGUGGCAGCUAGUGACUGCCACGUGGCAGGGAAGUACAGCCAAUGGGAGCUGAGAGGCGCUUGUGGAGGGUUCUGGGCGAUCAAGAACCGGGGCAGCGGGAAGGUUCUGGACCAUUUCUUUGGGAUAAGCAUUCAGGCUUAUAGCGAGGAUGAGCUACAGUACCAGCACCACUGGACCAUCACCCCUGCAGGGACCACAGGUGGGAAGGCGCACUGGGAGCAGGAGGAGGACGAGAGCGGUGACAAGUGGUGCAAAGCGGUGCAGGGUGGUGGUGAGGGGUCCGCGAGCCUUGCUCUUGUGGUGGACCGGCCGUGGAGCUAUGUGUUCAACCGGGACAGUGGGAAGGCGCUGGCUGUGUGCGAGGAGAGCGUAGAGGCUGUGGAUUAUGAGUGGGGGGCCUUGGAGCAGCAGUGGCGCGCUGUGAAGACGGAAAAGGGUUACCACGUGUUACAGAAUCGAGCCUCCGGGCUGGUUCUGGAUCAUUACAGCGGGCGGCGGAUCGGCGCUUAUGAUAACGAUUUUAGCAGCGAGUUUCACAAGUGGCAGCUGAAAGACGUAGAGGGAGGCGUGUAUGUUGUAUUGAAGAACAAGAAGACGAGGAUGGUGUUGGAUCAUUACUAUUGGGAACGGUUGGAAGCGGUGAGCGGGGAUGAGAAGAACAAGGCGCAGCACUGGAGGGUGGUGCCUGCCAGGCAGAUGGCCCGAGAGGGCAUGGGUCCCCAGCCUUCCCCCGAGACUGAAACCGUGGUUGGAGAUUUUAUUUCUCUCUGGGAGAGAGACAGUGUGCCGAAAGGGGAGCUGAAGGGGUUGUAUUUAGUGGAGGGCGGCAAGCCUCGUCACGGCAUUCGGGUGGUGAAGUCGGGGUUUCGUCACAGCCGUCAGAUCCACCUGCUGCAAGUGAGCAUCCAAGGGCUGUCAUAUGCGAGUGUGGCUGUGCCGGCUGGGGUGGACGUGGGGAGGGGGAGGAUCCGGGUAGCACUCAGGAGGAGUGCGGAGGGGGGAGGGGAGGUGGUGGUGGUUGACUCGCUUGACUUGAUGAGAAUUCCCGAGGUGGAAGGGCCGUUGGUCAACCUUGCGGUUUUUGUGGGGGUAGCUGCGGAUCAGAUCCCCCCCCCUUCUAACCUUGUUCCUCCCUCUCUCUAUUUUGUAUCCACCCUUUGA